AUGCGAGUUCUGGUGGAGUUUUCCAACGAUAGCUACGGUCAUUAUUACCCGAGUUUCAAACCCGAAACGACUCUGGUUGGAGAGGGAUCAUGGGAUGAGAGCGAGCAUCAGCUUUGUAUUGUUGCUUGCCGAUUUUUGGGCUUCAACGAAACUUUUGCUAAUGCCCGUGUGGGUGAUUGUUCAACAAGAUUGAGCUUCAGGUUUCCUGCAAUCUGGUCAAUCAAAGAUGCUAGUGACAUUGCGGGGCAGGUUUGGACAAACAAAACCGUGAAAGAGUUGAGUUACUUCGACAGGAUCAUGCUUCGAAGCUCUCGAAAUAAUAGGGUUGGGGUUCCUGACUUGAAGUAUGAGUAUACCAAAAUUAAUACUGCCAUGAAGUUGUGCCCCAAGUCUGAGAAACCUGCUAAAGCCAAUAGGGAAAGAUACCCAAGUGGGCACUCUGAUGUCAUGAGAUUAUACAUGUCGGUGAAAAAUUCUACUUCUACAGGUCGUAUUGCAUGGGGUGAUUCAGUUCCGAUAUCCAUUGGCGAUCAGUUUUACUCAAGCUCCGAAGGCUCUGUAGUGCCAGCAGGUUCCAGCGGCCGUGGCUCAGUCAAUAUCAGCUGCAGUAUAGGCCUUAGUUCAACAACUGGGAUCUCUCCCUUCAACAGUACAUCUUCAACAUCAUACGAGGUGUUGGAGAUUUUAGCUGAAGGCACGUACGAUGAUGAAACCGGAAACAUGUGUAUGGUAGGCUGCCGAAAUCUUGGCUCAGAAAAUCAAAUACCAAGACCUGGUUCUUGGGAUUGUGAGAUUCUAGUCAAAUUUCAUUUUCCUCCCGUUAAUUCAAAGAAGGCAGGUUACAUCAAGGGAAGCAUUAGUAGCACAAGGGAAAAAUCUGAUCCUCUUUACUUUGAACGUUUAGACUCGAGUUCAUAUAAUUUUUACGAGGAUGGAUCUUCCAUUUGGAGGAUGGAUGUGGAGAUUAUGAUGGCACUUAUAUCCAGCACACUGUCAUGCGUUUUUGUGGUACUACAAAUCUUUCAUGUGAAUAGGCACCCGGAUGUGAUUCCCUUCAUGCUAUCAAUUCUUACUUUUGGCCAGUUAAUACCUCUCGUGCUUAACUUUGAAGCCCUGUUCGUGAGAAAUCCAAGGAGGAACAUGUGGCUUGAAACCAGAGGAUGGGUCGAAGCAAAUGAGGUAAUUGUAAGAAUCACUGGAAUGGUAGCUUUGUUAUUAAAAUUCCGUCUUCUACAAAAAACAUGGUCAACAAAAGGGAGCACUGGGAAUCAAAGGGGCACUUGGGUUGUGGAGAAGAAAGCUUUCCUUGUUGCUUUACCAAUAUACGUGAUGGGCGCCUUGAUUGCUGUGGCGAUGAACUGGUGGGAUGAAGAUCAUGAUAAUGACCCUGUGAUGUUUGCUGCUUCCCCUAUAACUCAUCGACCCCAUUCUCUUUGGGAGGACUUGAAAUCUUAUGCUGGUUUGGUCUUGGAUGGUUUUCUCUUGCCUCAAAUACUGCUCAACAUGUUCUGGAACUCAACAAAGAGUGCUCUGUGUUGUUCAUUCUACAUUGGAAACACUUUUCUCCGGUUCCUACCACAUGCAUAUGAUGUUUACAGGGCCCACAACUAUGCUCCCGAUUAUGCUGGGACAUACAUAUAUGCAGAUCCUUCGUCUGGUUUUUACUCCACUGCUUGGGAUGUGAUUAUCCCACUUGUUGGUUUGGUUUUUGCCUUGAUCGUUUACCUGCAGCAGCGGUUCGGUGGUUUGCUAGAGGGAUGGAAUUCAGGAUAUGAGAAGGUGCCAGUGAUCAGUGAUGCCUGA
Carya illinoinensis is the source of this 1803-nucleotide messenger RNA. RefSeq lists its product as uncharacterized. The record is from RefSeq and is a predicted model, not a curated record. Lineage: Eukaryota; Viridiplantae; Streptophyta; Magnoliopsida; Fagales; Juglandaceae. Gene Ontology annotation, cellular component: intracellular membrane-bounded organelle. Bases 1 to 1803 code for a protein of 600 amino acids. The transcript has a single exon.